AUGGGCUCUCGGUUCCUCCUGGCUCUCUUCCUUGUUCUCCUGGUGUUGGGAUAUGAGGUCCAGGGGUCCCAGCAGCUCCAGCAAGAUGAUCCAGGCAGCCCAGCCCUGCUGGACAAGAUGCAGGAGUCCAUCUCCGGUUACUGGACCAUUGCUAAGGCGGCUGCUGAAGACCUGUACCAGAAAACAUACCUGACCAGUGUGGAUGAGAAACUCAGGGACAUGUACAGCAAAAGCUCGGCGGCCAUGAGCACUUACGCGGGCAUUUUUACGGACCAGCUCCUUACUCUCCUAAAGGGCGAGUAACGUCAUGCAACCCCCAUGUUAGGGGAUGGGAGAAGCGGGCACUUGACCUUGUUGCUCUCAUCACUUGACCAGGAUGGUCCUACAUUCCCCUGUCCC
This is a messenger RNA of Peromyscus eremicus (cactus mouse), 399 nucleotides long. It is a transcript of the gene Apoc2, whose product is annotated as apolipoprotein C2. The transcript is spliced from 3 exons. Gene Ontology annotation, molecular function: phospholipase binding; phospholipase activator activity; lipoprotein lipase activator activity. Lineage: Eukaryota; Metazoa; Chordata; Mammalia; Rodentia; Cricetidae. Gene Ontology annotation, biological process: positive regulation of phospholipase activity; negative regulation of very-low-density lipoprotein particle clearance; positive regulation of lipoprotein lipase activity. Gene Ontology annotation, cellular component: intermediate-density lipoprotein particle; low-density lipoprotein particle; very-low-density lipoprotein particle. The record is from RefSeq and is a predicted model, not a curated record. The coding region runs from base 1 to 303 and encodes 100 amino acids.